Enhydra lutris kenyoni (northern sea otter) is the source of this 3192-nucleotide messenger RNA. It is a transcript of the gene CLN6, whose product is annotated as CLN6, transmembrane ER protein. The record is from RefSeq and is a predicted model, not a curated record. The transcript is spliced from 7 exons. NCBI's taxonomy places the organism in Eukaryota, Metazoa, Chordata, Mammalia, Carnivora, Mustelidae. Bases 96 to 1028 code for a protein of 310 amino acids.
UGCUCGGUGUCGGCGCUUUCCGCGGCCGCCGGGCCCGCAAAGUGCUUCCGCAAGUCGGAAAGCGGGCGGAGACCCCGGCCGCCGGCGGGGCAGCCAUGGAGGCAGCGGCGCGGAGGCGGCAGCAUCCGGGAGCGGCGGGUGGCGCGGCCGCGCAGCCGGGCGCCUCCUUCCUCCAGGCCAGGCACAGUGCCGUCAAGGCUGACGAAGCUGCUGGCACAGCUCCCUUCCACCUUGACCUCUGGUUCUACUUCACCCUGCAGAACUGGAUUCUGGACUUUGGCCGCCCCAUUGCCAUGCUGGUGUUCCCUCUCGAAUGGUUUCCACUCAACAAGCCCAGCGUGGGGGACUACUUUCACAUGGCCUACAACAUUAUCACGCCCUUCCUCCUGCUCAAGCUCAUGGAGCGGUCCCCUCGCACGCUGCCACGUGCCAUGAUCUACCUCAGCAUCAUCACCUUCGUCAUGGGCGCCAGCAUCCACCUGGUGGGCGACUCUGUGAACCACCGCUUGCUCUUCAGCGGCUACCAGCACCACCUGUCCGUCCGGGAGAAUCCCAUCAUCAGGAACCUCAAGCCAGAGACGCUGAUCGACUCCUUCGAGCUGCUCUACUACUACGACGAGUACCUGGGCCACUCCAUGUGGUACAUCCCCUUCUUCCUCAUCCUCUUCAUGUACUUCAGUGGUUGUUUCACUCCCACCGAGAGUUCAAUGCCAGGGGUGGCCCUGCUCCUGGUGGUGCCCAGUGGCCUGUACUAUUGGUACCUGGUCACCGAGGGGCAGAUCUUCAUCCUCUUCAUCUUCACCUUCUUCGCCAUGCUGGCCCUCGUCCUGCACCAGAAGCGCAAGUGCCUCUUCCUGGACAGCAACGGCCUCUUCCUCUUCUAUUCCUUCGCCCUCACCCUCCUGCUUGUGGCGCUGUGGGUCGCCUGGCUAUGGAAUGACCCUGUACUCAGGAAGAAGUACCCGGGUGUCAUCUAUGUCCCUGAGCCGUGGGCCUUCUACACCCUCCAUGUCAGCAGCCGACAUUGAGUCCCUGGCACCAGCCACUCACCAGUGCUCUGCCCGGUGGAAGAUGGGCCAGAGAGUGUGUCUGAGCAGGGAGUGUGUGUGUGCGUGUGUGCGUGUGCACGUGUGCGUGUGGGUGUCUACGUGUGUAUCCGCCCGUGUGUGUGCAGUUGUAACUGGAUGGGAUACGUGUUGUGCACAUGGAUGGGAUGUGUGUGUGUGUAUGUGUGUGUAACUGGUAACAGAGAACAUUGGUAAGGAUACACGUGCACAAGGACAGGUUUGUGUGUGUGUGUGUACGCACACAUGCACACACAUAUGUACAGAGUGCCUCAUUGUUUAUAUGCAAUUAUUUGGAUCAGGUUUCUCUUUGGUUUGUAUCUUUUCAGGCGGGGCUAUAUAGUUUGAAACCGUAUGUCCAGGCCAAGGUCUGGGCCCUGCCUUCUCUGACCGGAGUGGUCACUCUCACUUACUGCUCAGGGCUGGUGUCUUCCUGGGGAGGCUUCUGGUAGCCAUGCUGGGUAGGCCUGGUGGGCGGGGCAGCAACCAUGAGGGGACUGGGCUGGUCUUCUGCCACCAGGCUCCCCCCUCAGACCUGCCCUGACCCUGGAGGCCAGAUUACAAAGGUUAAGUUAACUUCCUGCAUAUUGUUGAGCAAAGCACAUCCCUCCUCUGGGCCUCCUUUGCACUAGCUGGGACCUGGGCCCAAAAUGUGUCUGUGGGCUGGUUGUUGGGGCAGCCUUGGGAUGGACGGACCGUUCUCUCCUGUCACUGCCCUCUGCUACUCCGGGAAGGGUAUGUGUGCCGCAGAUCCUCACCCAAACUCACGUCCUGUGGAGUGCUGCACCGCCCCGACCCUGGAGAGCCAAAGGCCAGCCCACUCCCCUGACCGCCGUUUCCCUCUGCCAGAAGCUGUCUCCCUGCUCCCCACCAGAACUGAGGCACCCUUUCCUGGCACCCUGACCAGGAGGUCUGAGCUGCAGCUGAACGCUGCGUUCUCAAACACUUGCAGUGUGCCCUGAGCCCCAUUAUAGGGCCAGGGGGCCUUUGGAGGAUGUUGGGAGGGUGAUCUGGAGGCUCUCCCCCAUAGACUUGUCUCAGCCUGAAUCUCAUGCCUUCUGCUCACAGCCCUGCUUCCAGAAAAAGGAAGCUUCAUUCCCAGUAGGGAAUGAAGGGCCCACCUUCCCCCAGGUCUUGGGGCCAGAUCUGCCCACACAGCUGCCUGCACCAGUCUCAUUUUCCAGCCAGCGCUGGCUCGGUGAGCUUGUGGAUCUCAGGGGGCCUCCUGCCUUGCCUUCCCCAGGCCCUGCCUCCUCUCCUGUGUUCUCAGGGAGCCCCAUGCCUCAGAUGCUCCUUUCAUGUUGGGGUCCCUUAGCAGCCCCCUUAGAGGUCCCCAGCCCCAGGUCCCACAGGCAAAGAGAGGUGCGAAUAAAGACCAGUGCGGAGCCCAACCUGGCUGGUGGCUGCUGCUUGCUUUGCGUGUGAAUUUGGGCAGCAGGAGGGAGCUCCCUGGGGCAGGGGAGAAAGUGGCUGGUGUGAGGCCUGUCAGUGGCUGAGCAGGCGCCACCACUGGCCAUCCGUGCCACCCUGUGGGAUGCUGGGGGUGGGGGACAAGAAGGGCUUCUCCCAAUCAGUCCCAGCUCUCUUCAGAGAAGUCUGGGGCAUAUGGGGAGUGGGGAGCCAGGAGAGAGCUUCUCCAGGCCUGCCUCUCAGAGAUGGCCCCUCAGGCCUCCCAGCUGCACUGUCAGCCAUUCCAGAGGCUGAAACAGAAAGGUGCCCUUUGGGGGGAGGUGGGGAGUCAGGUUUGUUGGAGGUUGGCCCUGAGCCUUGGGCAAGUCGCUUACUCCCUCGACAUCUCAGACUCACCACCCAUCUCCUGGGACUUACCAGGGGCUCCUGUUAGCAGACAGCACAGGAAGGGCCAUGCUGGACAGGAGACGUUCGAUGGUCGCAUCGUCGGAGGCUGUGCCCCUACUGGCCCAGCAAUCUCGCCAGAUCCCUUCCCUGCCUCGAGGACACUUCUCCUUCCACCCGCAUCUGCCCGGUUCUCCACAGCAAGACUUGUUGGGUGUCUUAUGAGCAGGCACAGGCCUGGUCACGUGGGGCCUGAAGCUCAUACAACUUGUGGGGAGGGCAGUCCUUGAUAAGAAAACAGAAAAAAAAGUGAAUAAAAAAUUAGGUAUGAGGG